Larimichthys crocea (large yellow croaker) is the source of this 3700-nucleotide messenger RNA. It is a transcript of the gene raf1a, whose product is annotated as Raf-1 proto-oncogene, serine/threonine kinase a. Gene Ontology annotation, biological process: protein phosphorylation; MAPK cascade. The coding region runs from base 579 to 2528 and encodes 649 amino acids. The transcript is spliced from 17 exons. Gene Ontology annotation, molecular function: ATP binding; MAP kinase kinase kinase activity. NCBI's taxonomy places the organism in Eukaryota, Metazoa, Chordata, Actinopteri, Sciaenidae. The record is from RefSeq and is a predicted model, not a curated record. Gene Ontology annotation, cellular component: cytosol; mitochondrion.
GUUGCGCAGUGUAAGUGAUGCUUGCAACUCUUGUUAUGACUGCAAGGUCCUGUUUCAAUCACUGGCGUCAGACGGACGCACGACACCAACUCAAACCUUUCCACCUUCUCCUGCUCAACGACGUAAAUAUUGACUGGGGAAAGAGAGGGAGGAAAAAAACACAACAACAACAAAAAACUUUUAGCGAGCGAAACUUUUUUUUUUGAAGGGAGUUUUAAUUUGAAAGUGCUCCACGGGACUUUAAGUAUAUCCCUCGUCGUGUCACUUUGAGGGUCCGACGGAUUUUUUCGCUUUUAUAACGACCGGGAGAUAAAAACUUUUCCUUUCAUUAUAAUAGGCUGGCUCGUAAAAAAGAGAGCCAGCCUAUGACCUUCACGUCUUACAUUACUGCUACAUUCACCGGAUGCAACAUUAAUUAGAUCUCAUUUCAAGCCUUCUUCACCGACUUCGACUUUUUUCCUUUUUCUUUGAAUGCGUUGCAAAUAUGAUGAUGUCACCGACGCCACUUUUUCCUGAAGUUAUGGCGGAGCACAACUUUUCUAACUUCUCUUGACCAUUGCGAGCACUUGGCUUUACUAAUGGAGCACCUCCAGGGAGCAUGGAAGACCCUGAGCAAUGGCUUCGGAAUGAAGGACUCCGCGUUUGAGGGCCCGUGCCUUUCCCCAACCAUGGUCCAGGGCUUUUCCUGCCAGCGUCGCUCCUCAGAUGAUAGCAAGAUGCCCGACUCCAAGACUAGCAGCACAAUCCGUGUCUACCUCCCAAACCAGCAGCGCACUGUGGUAAACGUGCGUUCAGGUAUGACUCUGCACAGUUGCCUGAUUAAAGCAUUGAAGGUGCGAGGUCUGCAGCCUCAGUGCUGCGCUGUUUUCAAGCUGCAUCCAGGACAGAAGAGUAAAAAAUUCCGGAUGGAUUGGAAUACUGACUCCACCUCCCUCAUUGGAGAGGAGCUACUGGUAGAGGUUUUAGAUCACGUCCCCUUGACGACACAUAAUUUUGUUCGGAAAACAUAUCUGAAACUAGCAUUCUGUGAUAUUUGCCAGAAGUUUCUUUUGAAUGGUUUCCGUUGCCAAACGUGCGGCUACAAAUUCCAUGAGCAUUGUAGCACCAAAGUGCCCACGAUGUGUGUGGACUGGAGCAAUAUCAGACAACUCCUGUUGUGUCCAACACCUGGUGAUAGCGGUGCCCCGUCUCUGCCCCCGCUGACAUCCCGGCGAAUGAGGGAAUCCUUAACACGGUUUCCAAGCUCAGCCCAUCGAUAUUCCACCCCUCAUGCCUUCAACUACACCACGCCCUACCCACCCACAGGCGGCGGUCUCUCCCAGAGGCAACGCUCCACAUCCACACCCAACGUCCACAUGGUUAGCACUACCCUGCCUGUAGACAGCAGCAUGAUUGAGGACGCAAUGCGUGAUCAUGACUCUGCGGGGAGUUCCCCAAGCCAGAGUCCUACAGGCUGGUCCCAGUCCAAAGCCCCUGCACCUGCCCAGCGAGAGAGGGCCACGUCCUUCAACACUCAGGAGAAAAACAAAAUUAGGCCUCGGGACAAGCGGGACUCUAGUUACUACUGGGAAAUCGAGGCCAGCGAGGUGUAUCUGCACUCCCGCAUCGGUUCAGGCUCAUUUGGAACUGUAUACAAAGGGAAAUGGCAUGGUGAUGUAGCAGUGAAGAUUUUAAAAGUGACUGAUCCCACACCAGAGCAGUUCAAGGCAUUCAGAAAUGAGGUUGCAGUCCUGAGGAAAACGCGACAUGUCAACAUCCUGUUGUUCAUGGGCUACAUGACGAAGGACAACCUGGCCAUUGUGACCCAGUGGUGUGAGGGCAGCAGCCUUUACAAACACAUUCAUGUCCUGGAGACAAACUUCAAGAUAAUCCAGCUCAUAGACAUUGCCAGGCAGACAGCUCAGGGCAUGGACUAUCUGCAUGCAAAGAACAUCAUUCAUCGUGACAUGAAGUCCAACAACAUCUUCUUGCAUGAAGGCCUAACGGUGAAAAUCGGGGACUUUGGUCUCGCUACGGUGAAGGCCAGAUGGAGCGGGUCACAUCAGGUGGAACAGCCUUCUGGAUCCAUUCUCUGGAUGGCUCCUGAGGUUAUCCGGAUGCAGGAUAACAAUCCCUAUAGCUUCCAGUCUGAUGUCUAUUCCUAUGGAAUUGUUCUCUUUGAGCUCAUGACGGGAGAGCUCCCAUACUCCCAGACAGCAAACAGAGACCAGGUGUCAGGAGUCAGUCUGCUGUCUCUGACUCCCUCGUUUCAGAUUAUCUUCAUGGUGGGAAGAGGCUAUUUGUCUCCAGACCUCAGUAAGCUCUACAAGAACUGCCCCAAAGCCAUGAAGAGGUUGGUGGCCGACUGCAUCAAGAAGUCCAAGGACGAGAGGCCACUCUUCCCGCAGAUCUUGUCCUCAAUUGAGCUCCUCCAGCAUGCCCUCCCUAAGAUAAACCGCAGUGCCUCAGAACCGUCCCUGCACAGAGCCUCUCACACUGAGGAUAUCAAUGCCUGUACUCUGACCUCCACCAGACUGCCUGUUUUUUAGAGGCACAGAUAGCACUGCCCCUCCUCCUCUUCCUCCUCCUCCUCGUUGAUAUAUCCAAAACAGUCCAAAUGCUCAGUACGCCCCAAAUUCUCAUACAUACAGAUGCAAAUAUAGACCUAAAAAAUAUACAUGCAAUCAUACAUAAACCCAUGCUAUAAUAAAACACUUAAGGAAAAGAGGAGAGAGGAAAGUUUUAGACAGAAGCGCAUCUGAGAUUUACUAUGGGAGGGAGUGAAUGAUUGCUAGGGGGAUGCACACAUGAGGAAGCUGGCGUAAGAUACAUGGAGAUGGUGCCUUGCUUAUCGCUGCACGUAUUAAGAAGUAUGCAGAGGCUCCACGGUGGCAAUGCAUUUGGUAAAAAUUUGUAAAUACAUGCACGCACACCUACCUAAGACGACGAUAAAUGGACACUGAAGGAAGCUCAAGAGGAACACAGACUUUGUCUCUCUUGAUUUUUGGGUUCUGUGACGUGAUGCACACCCUUCUAUCUGGUCGCCCUGAUGAAAAGGACCUUUAAAGCUUUCAUGCCUUAAGAGGAAACAAAGCCUGGACUAAGAUCCUGCACAAUUCACCUCUUGUUAUCACAAAGCCGUUGGAUGUAGUCCAUUUAGUUGCACAGUAGUAGUUGAUUUUUUGCAUUGUCUUAAAUGAUAAUGGAGUAGUAUGGGAAAUUGUUGUCUUUUGUUGUUGUUGUUGUCGUCGUCUUUUGACUUCUUUUAAUUGUCUUUAUUUUUGGCGGGAGGGAAGGGGGUAAUUUUUGGAGGAAUUAUAGUUGGACAGCGAGCAUGAGUGACGAUGGAAAAAUUUAAUUUGCACAUUUUAGCAAAAGCAAUGGUUAUGUGUCAACAGUCUACAGAUUGGCUUCAUGGCUCCGAGUAAACUGAUCUGUAGAUACACACACACACACACACACACCACACACCACACACCACACACACACCACACACACACACACACACACUCACUCACACAUUCAUCAGUCCUCACCAUGGGUAGGUUAUCAUGAGCUGGACAUUUGGCAGUUGUCUUAAAUAUUUAAAAUGAUUUGGAAACUAAUUUGUAUUUGUUUAUCAUGUCUCUUUCAGGAGGUUAAACGUUUUAUUGUGAACUUGGUGAGAAAGUUGUCUAUUCAAUAUUUUAAUAAAAUUAAGUUAAAUUUCUUUGCCAAAGAA